Messenger RNA from Cheilinus undulatus (humphead wrasse), 2131 nucleotides. RefSeq lists its product as uncharacterized. Bases 135 to 1628 code for a protein of 497 amino acids. NCBI's taxonomy places the organism in Eukaryota, Metazoa, Chordata, Actinopteri, Labriformes, Labridae. The record is from RefSeq and is a predicted model, not a curated record. The transcript has 7 exons. Gene Ontology annotation, cellular component: nucleus.
CUCGCGCUGCAGAGUCUGCGCAGUUGUGUUCUUCUCGUCACUCCGAACUUUCGGGAGAACCACGGAGGAAGAAGAGGAGGGAGAGAACAACGCCAUUUUUACUGAAGAGAAGUGGCUGAGGCAUAGCUGUAGCCAUGUCAGCCCAGUGGCGUGAAGAGGACGACCUUCGGCAGGGAGGAGGCAGAGGAGUGCCACUGAAAUCCAAACCCAGGUUCUCCUUCCACGAGGUCAGAGUUCUCCUGGAUGCGGUGAAGAGGAACAGAUACAUCCUUCUUAGGAAGUUUAACCGAGGAGUGUCAGUCGACACCAAGAAACAGACAUGGAUUGAGAUCACCAAUCAGAUCAACGAUCUUGGAGAGAAUCACAGAGAGGUACGUCAGAUCAUGAAGAAAUGGGCUGACCUUAAAUGUGACGGAAAGCGACGUCUUCUAGCCCUCCGAAACCCCCACCUUAGAAAGAAGAACAUGGGCCCUGUGGAGAAGAUGGUCCACAAGAUACUGAUGAUGAGUCCUAGAGGAAAUGGCGACAGUGAUUUCGACUUGUGUGAAGAUGAGGAUUUACCAAAGACCUUCAGUAAUACCCCACCUCCAAACCAUUCCUCUUACUCCUACCUCAGCAUAACAGACACUUCCCAGCCUGUACCUGACAGAUUCUCCUAUGACAUGUCUCCUCUGUCCUCACCAGAAGAUGAUGCUGGCGGUGAUCAGUUCCAGUCCUCCCCUGAGUUUGACUUUGACCUGGCAGAAGAUGGAGCAGAUCAAGCCGUGGACUUUGAUGACAAUGAAGACUCCAUGCUCUCCUCCUAUCCUUCCUCACUCCCUCCACCCUCCUCCUCUUCACUGGAUCAAGACCCACUGUCUGACACUCAACUGAGAAUCAAACCAGUCCACACCUACUCCCGAAACAGCACCCAAAACAACAACAACAACCACGUUCAGAACCACACCUCCUCCAAAGCAACACCUGGACACUCCUCUCCCUCGUCAGUGGCCUCCACCUCCUCUGCUCCCCCGUUAGUGUCUGAUUCCGUUGGAGCUUCCUCCUCUGCUGCACCUCCUCCUCCUCUUCCACAGCCUCCUACGAGCUCAAGCAUGACUUCCUCCUCUUCAUUUGUCUCCCCUCUUCCUCCUCCCCCCUCCUCCACAUUUGUUACACCUAACGGCUCUACCUAUCAGUCCACACCCUCCUCCUCCUCCACUGCUGUAUCUUCCUCCUCUUCUGCUUCAACCACAACUCCCACUCCCUCCUAUUCUAACUCUCAACAGCCGUCUAAACAGGCCCUCACCCCCAGCUCAUGUGACCCCCUCCCGGCCGGAGCGUCCACCCGUCGAGCCCAGGACCACGUAGCUCAAAUGGCGUCUCAGAGCCUCCAGCAGCAGCGGGCCAGCAGGAUGCUCCUGGCGUCGGUGUCUCAGUCUCUGGAGGUGCUAGCUCAGUCCGUGCAGCUGCUGGUGGAGAGCCAGCAGGAGUUUGUCCAGGAGUCUCUGCUGCUGCAGAGGGAAACCGUAGAAGUCCUCAGGGAUUUCUCCAACACAGCACUCACGAUGCUUAGAGACAAAACCAACAGCGGACAAAUGCCCCGACAUCAUCUUCAUCAUCCUGCUUCACAGGACAAGCAUUGGUUUUAAAGAUAAAGACGACAUAAGCCAAGUUCAGAUGACUUCUAGUCAGAGUCGCCAUUUAUCUAUUUAUCUUGACGCCGAUAUAAAAGGAAAGUAGGGACGUUUGCUCAGAGGCUCUCGGACACAUGCAGUCUUAGUCUCUGAUAUCAGGGGAUGUUUAUUUCAAGUCCUUUUUUUUUUUUUUUUUUUUUUUCUUUUGGUAGGCUUUUUUGUUUAAUGGAUUUUAAGGGUGCUUUCACAUUAGGCACGAUGGCUACCCCUCCCCGCUCCUUUAUUGGCUUACUUUUAGAUUAGGACUCAUUCUGUGCCCACACCCACUUGUGUGCAUACACUACAGAUUAAAUGUUUACCUGUUUUAAUGGUAACCAGGAUAAAAUUCCCAUGGUUGUCAUACGGUUCAUAUUUUUAUUUUCUUUAAAAUGUAUGCGAUAACCAGCAUGCAUUUUUGUUUUUUUCAUCAGAAUAAUAUAGAGGUGGAUGGUAAACCGGUGAUUACCAGUUUAAAUGCA